UCAACAUUAGAUUCGAUACAUUUACAUCACACAUUGGCCCACCUCCACCACCAUCACCACCACUUCCACCCCUUCCUUUCCUCCUCCUCCACCACAACCACCACUCUCCUUUCACUUCAACCUAUUUCCCCACCUCACUGGAGAGAUCACUCUCCUUUUUACUAUUCCAAAAUUCUCCUUCUUUCUCUCUUUUUUUCCCCACACUCCUUAGUUACUUGACACAAAAAUAAUAAAGUUACAAGCGUUGUUCAAUUUUGGCAUCUGGGUCUAGCCCCAAAUUGCAUCCUUUUGGCUUGUUAUUAAUUUGAUUCAACUAUAUGGUUGGUGGGUUUUGAUAAAGUUUCAAUCUUUAUACAAUCCUAUCAGUAAUAAACAACAGCAACAACAUUAAUAAAGACCAUUAAUUUGUAACUUGGUAAGAGUUAUCAAUAAAUGGGGAAUGUGAAUGGAAGAGAAGAGGAAGAAGGAGCAAUUAGUCCAUCAAGUGUUGGUGGUGGUGAAGGAGAAAGGAGUGACAGCAGUGAGGUUAUGGUUGCAUCAGAUGAGUCCCAUGUUAGUUAUCCUGCACCUCCUCCUGAAAUGAUGGGUCACUCACCUCCUCAUAGCCCUAGAGCUACUCACUCACCUCUUCUGUUCACUCCUCAGGUCCCUGUGGCUCCAUUGCAAAGACCUGAUGAGAUUCAAAUUCCAAGCCACUCGUGGAUGCAAACUUCUUUAGGGUAUGAAGAAAUGUGCAAUGAGCAUGGAAUUCCAACAAUGAUUACAUGGAGCUAUGGUGGCAAGGAAGUAGCUGUCGAGGGAUCAUGGGAUGACUGGAAAACAAGAAUUCCUUUGCAAAGAUCUGGAAAAGACUACACUAUAAUGAAAGUUCUGCCAUCAGGAGUUUACCAAUACAGGUUUAUUGUUGAUGGACAGUGGAGGUAUUCCCCUGACUUGCCCUGGGCCAAAGAUGAUGCUGGCAAUGCUCACAACACUUUGGAUUUGCAAGACUUUGUUCCAGAAGACCUUGAAAGUAUAUCUGGUUUUGAACCCCCUCAGUCCCCAGAGUUGAGCUACAGCAAUUUGCAACUCGGUAGCGAUGAUUUUGCAAAAGAGCCACCAAUGGUUCCUCCACACUUACAGAUGACACUGCUCAAUAUGCCAUCAUCCUGCAUGGAGAUACCGCCUCCUUCAUCAAAACCUCAACAUGUAGUGCUUAAUCAUCUCUACAUGCAGAAGGGGAGGAGUGGGCCUGCUGUGGUGGCACUUGGUUCAACACAUAGAUUCUUAGCCAAGUAUGUGACUGUGGUGCUUUACAAGUCUUUGCAGAGGUAAUAAUUUAUUGCAUCUGUGUGGGAUUAUGGUCUACCAUCCCUAAUAUCUAGUUUAAUAUAUAUGCCAAUGGCGCAAGUAAGCUAAGGAAGGAGUCACCUCUGGCAUUAAAAAAGAUUGUAUUUUACAAAAUACAAAUCCUUGAUAACCAUUGUUAGUCAAAUAGCUACUUGUUCAUAUGGGGAAAAGAGCUAAUUAUUCUCUUGCUUUGGCUCA
Messenger RNA from Populus trichocarpa (black cottonwood), 1527 nucleotides. Its product is annotated as SNF1-related protein kinase regulatory subunit beta-2. Bases 433 to 1314 code for a protein of 293 amino acids. Gene Ontology annotation, molecular function: protein binding. The transcript has 4 exons. Lineage: Eukaryota; Viridiplantae; Streptophyta; Magnoliopsida; Malpighiales; Salicaceae. The record is from RefSeq and is a predicted model, not a curated record.